ACCUCUGGACUGUAUUCCUGUCAUCACGUGUGGUUGAGUCACCGGCUUUGAAACGGAACUGGUUUAACGUUCAGUGUGUUUUAUUACAGAAUUAAAAUAGUUUCAUGGUUUUAUUGUUCAGCAGAUAUUUUAUUGUUCAGCAGAUAUUAAAGUGAGAGAUGAAAAAAGUGAAAAAACGCCAGCAGCUGAAUGGGAACAGAGCGACGCCUGGGAGACCGGAAGAUCACAUGUCCUGGAGGAAGCAGAAGCUAGCAGACAUCCAGCAGGCUCUGAUCAGCGACCCUGUGGACAUCGAGACCCUGCGCAGUGCAGCUGUCAGCGAGGGAGGCUUGUUGACGGAUGACGUGCGAAGAAAAGUUUGGCCCAAGCUCCUUAACGUCAACGUGUUUGACCUUCCUGCCAAGCCUGCUAAAAAUAUCCGUGAGAACCACAAAGACUACAACCAGGUGCUUCUCGAUGUCAGACGCUCCAUGCGCCGAUUCCCGAGAGGGAUGCGGGCUGAUGAGAGGGCAGUGCUUCAGGAGCAGCUGAUUGACAUCAUCCUUGACGUUCUGAGGAGAAACCCUCAGCUGCACUACUACCAGGGCUACCAUGAUAUAGUGGUCACCUUCCUGCUGGUGGUAGGAGAGCGCAUGGCCAUAGCGAUGGUGGAGAAGCUGUCCAAUCAUCAUCUCAGGGACUUUAUGGACCCCACCAUGGACAAUACCAAACACAUCCUGAAUUACCUGAUGCCCAUUCUGGAGCAGGUCGACCCCGAGCUACACAACUUCAUGCUGAGAGCUGAGGUCGGGACCAUCUUUGCUCUCAGUUGGCUGAUAACGUGGUAUGGCCAUGUCCUCUCAGACUUCCGGCAUGUUCUUCGGCUCUACGAUUUCUUCCUGGCCUCCCAUCCGCUCAUGGCCAUUUACUUUGCUGCUGUGAUUGUGUUGUAUCGUGAGCAGGAGGUGAAGAGCAGUGAGUGUGACAUGGCCAGUGUUCAUCACCUGCUCUCUCAGAUUCCUCAGGAUCUUCCAUACGAGCAGCUCAUCACACACGCACACAAACUCUUCACCCUCUACCCUCCCGCCCAGCUCGCCUGCUCCACCACGCUGCAGUCCUGCAACAGUCUGGCCCCCGAAGCAGACACAGACAGACAUCCUCUGUAAUGAGUUAACAACAGCGUCUCUGAGACACACUGAGAGGUCUAAUGCACUGACCUUCAACAGAAGACGAGUCCACAGAUACCUGUGUAGUUUAUUACACUUUCUCUGUGUUACGGUAAGCCAGAACAGUCAACAUUGACAUUCUGAAGGUUGCUGGGUGAGAAUGUAAACUCCUCCUAGUGUUUCGGAUCAGUUUUUUUAAAACACCUGACAAGUCCAGACGUCAUUCUACAGUAUAUCGAUGCCUGGAUCUGAUAGAAGUGCUCAGUGGACAUGAGUGGUGAGUUGUGUAUCUCCACAAAAUGCAAUAAAUCUUGCGAGGAAAAUAAAUAAAUAAAUAAAAUAAAAUAAACAAAUAAAUAAAAACUUCCCCUGAUUGUGGAGUCUUUUUAUUUGACUAACUCGCUGGCUGUCUCAGUAAAAUACUUUUUUUUUGGAAAUUGUGUAAUAGUCAAGCCUUUUUGCUGCCUGGACUUGUAGCGAUGGCCAAAAGUGAUGUCUUUCUCUUUGGGCGAGAAAUAAAGAAACAUAUUAAAAUACAAACCAAAUCCUAGCUCAGUCAUGACCCAAAAUCAGACAGUGCAUGAUGAGCUGAAGGUUUCCUGCCUGGACACGUUCAUGAUAAGGUCAGACUGACGCAGACCACAGCUAAGCUGGAAAUUACUUCAUGCCUAAGUCAGAAAUUAUGACUGUGUGCUUCAUUACAGGUUGUGUGUUUUUUCUGUGUAAUGACAUUUAAAGAGAGCGAGAAACUAAACACAUUUAGAGUUUCUUUCUGUGCAUGAGUGUUCAUUGUAUUAUGACUUGCAUUUUAAAACGUACACAUGGAAUGUUCUCACUGUCUGAACAUCAGGCUUGACACUGCUGUGAUGCAUCAGGUUUUACAUCUGUGUCUUUCAGAUUCAUUAAAAAAACCCUUAGACUGAAAACAUCUUGAAUGUAGUUAAAUGGAUCUAGUAUUUUCUAGAAUUAGAUUUGACAAGAAUCCAAAUAUACAGCCUUAAAACUAUUUAUGCACUUUUAAUUCCAAGCUUUAAAUGGUCUAAUCCUGUUGGCAGAAAAAUGUCCUUCUUUUUUUAAAUGAAUGCUUAAAGUUAUAAAAUAUCUGAGAGUGAAAAUGAAGUUUUGAAUUAAAUUCAAGUUUGGAAUGGGCAAAAUGGUCUUGAAAUAAAUCUAAUAAUCUGA
Molecule: messenger RNA, 2327 nt
Organism: Tachysurus fulvidraco (yellow catfish)
Lineage: Eukaryota; Metazoa; Chordata; Actinopteri; Siluriformes; Bagridae
Exons: 8
Coding region: 159-1145 (328 amino acids)
Biological process (GO): positive regulation of GTPase activity; endoplasmic reticulum to Golgi vesicle-mediated transport
Cellular component (GO): endoplasmic reticulum membrane
Molecular function (GO): GTPase activator activity
Source: RefSeq, a predicted model, not a curated record